AUGUCAUUGCUGCCUUUGAACUCCAUCCUUUUAGAUAUUCCUGAGCGUAUGCCAACUAAGGCUUUGAUGCCCUGUGCUAAUCGUCAUGCGCCAUCAAACAACAUGCCGUCGAUGGAGCAAGUUAUCGAACAAAAAAAGAGAAAGAAGAUCAUUGCGGAUGGUACAGAACUCUUCAACCAAAGCCCGAAGAAAGGAAUCGAGUUCUUGCGUGAAAAGGGCCUGUUAGGUGCUGAUGCUACCAGCGUGGUCAACUGGUUGAGAGCCAAUCCUCAGUUGGACAAGAAGAAAAUAGCAGAUUAUAUUUGCAGCAGAAAACAUGCUGAUGUGCUGCAAGCAUUCGUGAGCUCGUUCCCAUUCGAAAAUACGCGCUUGGAUGAUGCGCUCAGAAUGUUUCUGGAAACUUUCCGUCUUCCUGGCGAAGCUGCUGAAAUCAGCAUGGUUAUGCAACACUUUUCAGAACAAUGGUACAAAGCUAAUCAUGAACCUUUCAAUCAUGUGGAUGCAGCUUUCACUUUGUCAUAUGCCAUAAUCAUGCUCAACACCGACCAACACAACCCUCAGGUAACCUCUUUUCUUUGCUCUGUUUACCUGGAGUAA
Cylicostephanus goldi is the source of this 597-nucleotide messenger RNA. The record is from the annotation of a GenBank genome assembly. NCBI's taxonomy places the organism in Eukaryota, Metazoa, Nematoda, Chromadorea, Rhabditida, Strongylidae.